Molecule: messenger RNA, 468 nt
Organism: Entrophospora candida
Lineage: Eukaryota; Fungi; Glomeromycota; Glomeromycetes; Entrophosporales; Entrophosporaceae
Source: the annotation of a GenBank genome assembly
AUGAAACAUCUAUUUUCCAAAAACCACCAAGUACUGCAUGAAGAAGCUGGUUACUUAUUUUCGACAAUCACACAUCAAACAGAAAAUGUGUUGUCUAAAGAUAUAAUUGAAAACAUAAUCGCAGAUGGUGGGUUAAAAGGAUAUUCUAAAAAACAAGAUGGACAACUACCUGGCAAUGACUUGCAUCAAUUCGGAGAUGUGAAAAUCCUUGAACAAAACCCUGAAAUUUAUUUAGGAAUAGAGUUUUUUAAAGACGUUGAAGAACAUAUCAAAGUAGUUCAACCAGUUAAAGAGACAAUAAUUGCUUUGGAGUUUAGGAUCAUGUCAUUGACAGAUUGUUUCAUUCAAUUAACAAAAUUCAGCAUGGCCAGACAGGAAAAGGUCUUAAAACUUGAUAUUUUUAGACAAAUAUGCCAUACAACAAUUAGUUUUUGGGUCGAGGUUGCUGAUGAUUAUUUUCUGUCUUAG